Messenger RNA from Encephalitozoon hellem ATCC 50504, 2310 nucleotides. Its product is annotated as ribonucleoside-diphosphate reductase. NCBI's taxonomy places the organism in Eukaryota, Fungi, Microsporidia, Unikaryonidae. The coding region runs from base 1 to 2310 and encodes 769 amino acids. Gene Ontology annotation, molecular function: ATP binding; ribonucleoside-diphosphate reductase activity, thioredoxin disulfide as acceptor. The transcript has a single exon. Gene Ontology annotation, biological process: deoxyribonucleotide biosynthetic process; DNA replication. Gene Ontology annotation, cellular component: ribonucleoside-diphosphate reductase complex. The record is from RefSeq and is a predicted model, not a curated record.
AUGGAAAAUUCUUUGAAUACCAAGAGGAUCAGAACUGAAAAGCUUGGAAUAGAAGGUGUUAGGGGGCAAAUAGAGGAGUAUGCUAGAAUACUUGAUCUGAAACAUGUGGAUGUUAACGAGCUGAUGGACAAAAUAAUCUCUGGGUGGUGCGAAGACAUGACCAGAAAGGAAGUUAUGGACUACUGCAGUGAGACGGCUGCAUCCAUGAUUACCAAGCAUCCUGAGUAUGGGCGAAUUUCGUCGAGAAUUGUUGUUUCGUACAUCCACGAGGUCACGAUGGAUUCCUUCAGUGAGAAAAUCAAGUACAUACAAAAGCACCGAGGGACGAUUUCCGAAGAGAUGUAUGAAAUAAUACUGGAGAAUAAGGAGACCAUUGACGCCAUGAUAAACUACGAGAACGAUUUUCUGUUCAGUUAUUUUGGAAUACUUACCUUAAUGAAGUCCUAUCUUAUAAGGGUGGGAGACGAGAUUGUUGAGAGACCCCAGGAUGUGUUUAUGAGAACAGCUCUGCAGAUCCACAAGACUGACUUCGAGAGGGUGAAGGAGACCUAUGACAUGCUUUCGGAGCACUACUUUACACAUGCAACGCCAACUCUUUACAACUCAUGCCUCAAGAAUCCUCAGCUUGCAAGCUGCUUUCUUAUAUCGCCGAAGGAAGACUCUAUUGAGGGUGUGUAUCACAUGGUGAACCAAGCGGCGAUUAUAACGAAGUACUCUGGAGGGAUAGGACUCAAUCUCCAUAGCAUCAGGUCGAAGGGGUCCCCUCUAAAGAACACUGGGGGAAGAAGCAACGGAAUUGUCCCACUAAUCCAAGUUUUCAAUGCAACGAAGAGAUACAUCAACCAAGGGGCUGAGAGAAGGCCUGGGUCGAUAGCGAUUUAUCUUGAACCGUGGCAUAUGGAGAUAUUUGACUUCUUGGACAUAAGAAAGAACACAGGGCCUGAAGAUCUCCGUGCAAGAGACAUGUUUAUUGCUCUGUGGGUCAAUGACCUGUUUAUGGAAAGGGUCAAGAACAACGAGGAAUGGUCCCUGUUCUGCCCGAGCCAGGCUGUUGGGCUAGAUGAGGUGUGGGGAGAGGAGUUCAAUGCACUGUAUUGCAAAUAUGAAAAGACCAUCAGCAGGACUGUGGUCCCGGCGCAGAAGCUGUGGAAGGCUAUAAUAGAGGCGCAAAUUGAGACUGGGACGCCAUAUAUGUGCUACAAGGAUGCAUGCAAUAGGCUCAGCAAUAUGCAACAUCUUGGGACUAUCAAGUCGUCGAACCUUUGUGCAGAGAUAGUUGAGUAUUCCUCAGGAGAUGAGACUUCUGUGUGUAAUCUUGCAUCUAUUUCCCUUCCCAAGUUUGUUAAGAAUGGGGUGUUUGACUUUGAGUCUUUUAGGAGCAUAGUUCGGAUAAUAACGAUAAAUCUGAAUAGGGUGAUAGAUUGGAGCUACUAUCCUAUUGAGGAGGCAAAGACAUCAAACAUGAGGCACAGACCCAUUGGGAUAGGGGUGCAAGGGCUAGCGGACCUGUUUGCGAUUUUGAGAUUUCCGUUUGAAAGUGAUGAGGCAAGGAAGCUGAACAAGGAAAUUUUCGAGGCCAUGUACUACUCUGCACUGGAAGCGUCAUGUGAGCUGGCUGAAGCCGAAGGGCCAUUUGAGUCUUACGAGGGAUCGUCGAUAAGCAAAGGGAUUUUCCACUUUGAGUUAGCUGGAAAGAAGGCAUCUAACAAAUGGGAUUGGGAGGGGCUUCGAGAAAGAAUCAAAAGGUAUGGGACGAGGAACAGCCUUCUGAUUGCACUGAUGCCAACUUCUGGGACCUCGCAGAUAUUUGGAAACAACGAGGCGUUUGAGCCGUAUGCAUCGAAUAUAUACACAAGGAGAACGCAUGCAGGAGAGUUCCAGAUUGUCAAUCAAUAUCUAAUUGACGAUCUUGUGAAGCUAGGGUUGUGGUCCUAUGAAAUGAAGAACCUGAUUGUCGAGAACGAAGGGUCGAUCCAGAAUAUCACUUCGAUUCCAUCGAAGAUUAGAGAAAUCUAUAAGACUGUCUGGGAAAUAAAGAUGAAGUCUGUGAUAGAUCUGGCAGCAGAUAGACAGGCGUUUAUCGACCAAUCUCAGUCUCUGAAUAUAUUUAUAGCAAAGCCGACAUACUCUCAGCUUACCUCGAUGCAUUUUUAUGGAUACCACUGCGGACUGAAGACUGGGAUGUACUAUCUGAGGACAAGGCCCAUAACGUCGGCAAUCAAGUUUACGGUGGACAAGAAGCUUGCAGAGAAAACGCUAUCCUCCAUGAACUACGAUGCCGAUGAGCCUUGCUCGAUGUGCUCUUCUUGA